AUUGGCUGCCCUUUCACUGUUUAAUUAUUUUUUUCAUUAGUUCAUAACGUGUAGUAGGAUGACAGAUCGCGGGAACUUCAAUGCUGUGAUCGGACAUGGACGUAAGAAGUGAAGUUAGAGAUCAAGCAAUCAAAUCUUCCGAGCGCUUGAACACACUGUUACCUCUGAGGCUGACACCUCAAGAGGUGGAGGGCAAUCCAGAGUUUGUCAAGCUCCUCACAGGAUUAACCAAGCACAUCAAUGAGCAAGGUGUUGGGCUACAAACACACAAGGACCUUGUGCAGGCCCAGGAAUUGUUGAAACAUGAGAAACACACUUGGCUUUUACACCACAUCCUCCAUCAUGAAGUCCAGGAGCUUAUUCUGGACUACGAGAUCAAAAGUCAAGAGAUGUCCCUCGCGGCAGAAGACAAGCAGUUCUUGGUGAUUCUCCGAAACUGUCUGACAUACAGCGAGAUUGGGGACUACUUGGACUUCAGCCCUGAUCCGACAUCCAAAGCAACUUUACUUGGCCUCAAACAGGAGGAUGUCAACAGACACAAUGCAUAUAGAAAGCAUAUUUCAUCAGUGCAGCAAAAGCUGAUUCCAGAAAUUGAAGCUCGAUUACAAAAGAAAUGUGAAAAUCUUGUCACUUUUUACCAACCACCGAAACUAUCAGACAGCACCCGUCUCACUUUGUCCAAGGCAGUGCAGUUACCUGGAGAGAUUGAGACCAACAAACAUCGGCUCAGUGAAGAUAAGAAACAGGUGCAGGUGAUCCGUCAAAAAAGAGACAAGCAGUUUUGGCUGUACUACCAGACUCUGCUGGACUUGCUGUCAGUUUUGGAAAAGGUGUUGAAGGACCACAAGUUAGAUCGGCAGGUGGAGUCUGACCUGGUCACAAGUGAAUGGCUCAUUGCCAGGUGUGAUGCCAUGUGUCUCAAAAUAAAAUUAGUUCAACUCCAGAUUAUGUGUGACACCUACACAGCUGAGACGGUGCAGGCUCUAGAUGUGGUCAGGAAACACUUGGACUCGGCUAUAGAUGACCAUGAGAAGGACAUGGUGCGAGUGGGUCAGGCAUUGCGGGCGUACGAGGCAGUGGGGAUGGGGUUUGAUGGCUUGGUUGAGGAGUACACAAGACUGAGGGGGGAGCUUGAGAACAAACAGUGGGCACUGGCUGAACUACAGCAGACAACUACACAGACCACAGGCUGAUCGGCUGCUGGUGCUGUUGUAUAUAUGUCCAUUAAACUUGUGAUAUGUG
Molecule: messenger RNA, 1242 nt
Organism: Haliotis rufescens (red abalone)
Lineage: Eukaryota; Metazoa; Mollusca; Gastropoda; Lepetellida; Haliotidae
Product: HAUS augmin-like complex subunit 4
Exons: 9
Coding region: 96-1193 (365 amino acids)
Biological process (GO): spindle assembly; centrosome cycle
Cellular component (GO): HAUS complex
Molecular function (GO): microtubule minus-end binding
Source: RefSeq, a predicted model, not a curated record